UUUGGUGGCAUGAAAGAACUCUAGAUUCUAACACCAUAGCUCCGAUCAUAAAAUGCCUUUAGCAGAAUAGGUGCUGAUGUUUUUGCAUUAGAUAAAACUAUAUCUUUUCAUUAAUGAGUUUUAUUAUCUUUGUAGUAAUACUUUGGCUCAAAAAAUCUAGAAUUUUCUUGUGAAAUCUAAUAGGAAAUCUUUUCCCGUGAUACAAGCUGCUACGUACUAUAAAGUAGUUCAUAACUUGAAGAGUAAAAUAGUAGAGAGAACUUCCACGUCUCCAACUCUCAUCACUUCUUUAAUUUUCUUCUUCAUCUUAGAUUCUUUUAUUCAUUCAAUACUUUGUGGGGAUUGUGUAGACCACCAAAACAAUAAAGCAAUUUCCAUUACAACAACUUUGACUAUCCUUUAUUCUCUGCCUUUCGUCUCUCUUUCCCCUGCCGUGCGGUUCAUUACUGAAAGCAAUAUCUGAUUUCUAAAUCCAACACUUGGAGAUAAACUAAUCCACUAUUUUAUCUUUCCUUUCUCUAUCUGAUUCCUCUUUUAGAAAGGUUUUUAAAAAGUCGAAAGAAAUCGAGAGUCUCACGACUAUUAUUAUUUUAUACCUCAAAUUAUAUUGAAAAAUCUGCACCAACUCCAAAUUCAUUAUUUGUUCAUAAGUUGUGGGCUUUACACAUAUAAGAGUUCGUACUUUAACUAAACCACCCACUAAUUUCUUCUUACGCAAAAACUUUUACUAUAAAAUAUUGAGACGCCUUUCUUUGUAAGUCAACUUUCUUGCUACAUUUUAGACCAUCAAUAUUUCUCUCUCUUUAAAAAUUUGUAUUCAACCCCACCAACAUCAUCGAUCAUGUCAAGUAUGUUGGGUUCACAAGGCUUGGUUUUAGCAACAGCCAUGGCUGUCUCUGCCGGUACCGUCAUUCUACUGGAUCUUUUCCGGGUCAAGUACUCCUCGACCCAUCUUUCCGUUCAACAAGAUCACUCUCCACCUGAAAAUCAGAUUCUCAAAUCUUGUUUAUCUUCAGCUGGAAAGAACAAGGACAGAGCAAAGAAGAAAAAGAAGAGAGUUCAUUUUGCAGCUGAUGUGAAAUCUUCAAGUGGAAAUGGCGAGGAGUACAGAAGAGAACACAUGAGGAAAUAUACAGAAACUCGUAUUAAAUCUUGUGGGAAUGAGAUUGUGGGUAUGCCAGGUAAUAGAUUGGCUUUGUAUACUGGGAUUCUCAAGGAUCGGGUGCAACGCAUGGAAUACUCGUAUUGAUACAAUUGUAUUUUCGUUUAAGUUCGUCUUGUUGCGAUGCGAAACGGAGAAAUAUAAUUAGGGGGAAGAAAAUUUUAGGCUUUCCACUGUAACUUUGUAAAUAAUGGUGUGAAAAGUUGUGUCAUGGUUUUCUGUAGAGUUUUUAGUCAAAAUUGUCCCUCAUCUUUUGGGAUAAGUCUAACUUUGUCCUUUAUCUAUUAACCUGAGCACCUAUAGUCCUUUAAGUUUGUUAAAGUUGAGCGGGUUUAGUUCAUUUAACAAAAGACCCAAAAGGUGACCUAAAAACUAACAGUGGUUUCACUGAGUCAACCGGGUAAAGAAAAUUUCAGUACUCAAAUUUUGCAGAACCGAUGUAGUGAACCAUAAGAAUUCUUUUUUGUGUUAUUUUGUUUCAGAAUUUCUAAACACGAGUAAGGCGAGUUUCCAAAGUAGGCAGGAGCAGUUGUAAAGUAUAUAUACAGCAUAUCCUCAUUGAUAAACUUCACAGGAUAUCGAUUUCAUCGUUAAUCUGGAGAUGCAAAAAAAGUAAUUUUCUUUAGUUCCUUCCUUUGUCCCUCUUCUAUUCUCUUUCAAUCUCAAAACUUAGAAGAAAAAAAUGAUAGAAGGCAAGUUAAAGUUGCUGCUAAAGGCAAAGGCCAUGUAUAGCGGCAAGAAAAGGAAAAGGUGGCUAUGAUGAUGUUAAACAAAUUGGGGAAAAAUGAAAUUGGGAUUUCAAAGAAUAAGAACAGUCCGGUCAAAAUCUCUUUUUCACCCAUUGACGUCAAUGACUCAUGCAUUUUCUGUUUAUAUUAGGAUUAGGACUCUCCAUUUGAUAUUUUUUUAGGUAGACUAAACCUGCUCAACUUUAACAAAAGUUAGACUUACCCCAAAAGAUAUAUAGACAAUUUUGGCUAAAAACUUGUUUUCUGUACAUGAAAUUAGGAACUCUUUUAUAUUUUCUUUGU
Messenger RNA from Nicotiana attenuata, 2193 nucleotides. RefSeq lists its product as uncharacterized. The coding region runs from base 842 to 1249 and encodes 135 amino acids. NCBI's taxonomy places the organism in Eukaryota, Viridiplantae, Streptophyta, Magnoliopsida, Solanales, Solanaceae. The record is from RefSeq and is a predicted model, not a curated record. The transcript is spliced from 2 exons.